AUGGAGGUGAUAACCAGAGAUUUAAAAGGUUUUAAGAUUCUGCUGCGGAGCAACCUGCGCCAGCUCACCCUCAGCGCGGCCGGGGCCGACCAGACAGACUCCCCCGACGCCCCCCAGCUCGUGCUGCCGGCCAACAUAGGGGACAUUGAGGUGCUGAACCUGGGCAACAACGGCCUGCAGGAGGUGCCAGACGGGCUGGGGUCGGCGCUGGGCAGCCUGCGCGUCCUGGUCCUGCGCAGGAACCGCUUUGCCCGGCUGCCCCCAGCGGUGGCCGAGUUGGGCCACCAUCUCACCGAGCUGGAUGUGAGCCACAACCGGCUGACCGCCCUGGGCGCGGAGGUGGUGAGCGCCCUGCAGGAGCUGCGGAAGCUUAACCUCAGCCACAACCAGCUGCCCGCCCUGCCCGCCCAGCUGGGCGCUCUGGUCCACCUGGAGGAGCUGGAUGUCAGCUUUAACCGGCUGGCGCACCUGCCCGACUCCCUCUCCUGCCUCUGCCGCCUGCGCACCCUCGACGUGGACCACAACCAGCUCACUGCUUUUCCUGGGCAGCUGCUGCAGUUGGCGGCCCUGGAGGAGCUAGACGUGUCCAGCAACCGGCUGCGGAGCCUACCUGAGGAUAUCAGUGCCCUGGGUGCCCUUAAGAUCCUCUGGCUGAGUGGGGCCGAGCUUGGCACCCUGCCUGAGGGCUUCUGUGAGCUCGCCAGCCUGGAGAGCCUCAUGCUAGACAACAACAGGCUGCAGGCUCUGCCCGCCCAGUUCAGCCAUCUGCAGAGGCUCAAAAUGCUCAACCUCUCCUCCAACCUCUUCGAGGAGUUCCCUGCUGCGCUGCUGCCCCUGGCUGGCCUGGAGGAGCUCUACCUUAGCCGAAACCAGCUCACCUCAGUGCCAUCCCUGAUCUCAGGCCUGGGCCGGCUCCUCACCCUGUGGCUGGAUAACAACCGGAUCCGCUACCUGCCGGACUCCAUUGUGGAGCUCACCGGCUUGGAGGAGCUAGUGCUGCAGGGGAACCAGAUCGCUGUGCUGCCAGACAACUUUGGCCAGCUCUCCCGGGUGGGCCUGUGGAAGAUCAAGGACAACCCCCUGAUCCAGCCCCCCUACGAGGUCUGUAUGAAGGGGAUCCCCUACAUCGCAGCCUACCAGAAGGAGCUGGCCCAUUCCCAGCCUGCGGUGCAGCCCCGCCUCAAGCUGCUUCUGAUGGGCCAUAAGGCUGCAGGGAAGACCUUGCUCCGUCACUGCCUCACUGAGGACAGAGUGGAGGGAAAUGAAGGAGGGGACAAGGAGAAGAUCUACCCACCUCCACUUCCUCCCGUGAGCAAGGGCAUCGAGGUGACCAGCUGGACAGCUGAUGCUUCCCGGGGCCUUCGAUUCAUCGUGUAUGACUUAGCUGGAGAUGAAAGUUACGAGGUGAUCCAGCCCUUCUUCCUCUCCCCAGGGGCCCUUUAUGUGCUGGUGGUGAACUUGGCCACCUAUGAGCCACUGAGAUUCUCUACCACGGUGGGCUCCUUCUUGCAUCGUGUGGGGGCCCGGGUGCCUCAUGCUGUGGUGUGCAUUGUGGGCACGCAUGCAGACCUGUGCGGGGAACGGGAGCUGGAGGAGAAGUGUCUGGACAUUCACCGCCAGAUUGCCCUGCAGGAGAAGCAUGAUGCUGAGGGGCUGAGCCGUCUGGCCCAGGUGGUGGACGAGGCACUGGCCCGGGACUUCGAGCUGCGCUCAGCCAGCCCCCAUGCAGCCUACUACGGUGUUUCAGACAAGAACCUUCGGCGGCGCAAGGCCCACUUUCAGUACCUGCUCAACCACCGGCUGCAGAUCCUCUCCCCUGUGUUGCCAGUGAGCUGCAGGGACCCUCGCCAAUUACAACGCCUUCGGGACAAACUGCUCUCGGUAGCUGAGCACCGAGAAAUCUUCCCCAACUUACAUAGAGUACUGCCUCGGUCCUGGCAGGUGCUGGAAGAACUGCAUUUCCAGCCACCUCAGGCACAGCGGCUUUGGCUAAGCUGGUGGGACUCAGCACGCCUGGGCCUGCAGGCAGGUCUGACCGAGGACCGGCUGCAGAGCGCCCUGUCCUACCUGCAUGAGAGUGGCAAGCUGCUCUACUUUGAGGACAGCCCGGCCCUCAAGGAACACGUCUUCCACAACCUCACCCGCCUCAUUGACAUCCUCAAUGUCUUUUUCCAGAGGGAUCCUUCUUUAUUGCUGCAUAAGCUGCUCCUCGGGACCAACGGAGAGGGCGAGGGGGAGGGGGAAAGCUCCCUCGUGAUGGCGCUGCCUCCGCCAAACCAGGACCUGCUCCGGGCCACCCAGCUCCAUCAUUAUGUGGAGGGCUUUCUGCUUCAUGGGCUCUUGCCGGCCCAUGUCAUUCGGUUGCUGCUUAAGCCUCAUGUCCAGGCCCAGCAGGACUUGCAGCUGCUGCUAGAGCUGCUGGAGAAGAUGGGACUCUGCUACUGCCUCAAUAAACCCAAGGGCAAGCCUUUGAAUGGGUCCACGGCCUGGUACAAGUUCCCAUGCUAUGUGCAGAAUGAGGUGCCCCAUGCAGAGGCCUGGAUUAAUGGGACCAACCUGGCUGGGCAGUCUUUUGUGGCUGAGCAGUUGCAGAUUGAAUAUAGUUUUCCCUUUACUUUUCCACCUGGAUUGUUUGCACGUUACAGCGUCCAGAUCAACAGCCAUGUGGUGCACAGGUCGGAUGGGAAACUCCAGAUCUUUGCAUAUAGGGGGAAAGUUCCUGUGGUGGUCAGCUACAGGCCUGCCAAGGGGGUCCUGCAGCCAGAUACUCUGUCCAUUGCCAGCCAUGCAUCAUUACCGAAUAUAUGGACGGCAUGGCAAGCCAUCACCCCUUUAGUGGAAGAACUGAAUGUCCUACUUCAAGAAUGGCCUGGACUACACUACACCGUGCACAUUCUCUGUUCUAAGUGCCUUAAGAGAGGGUCGCCCAAUCCACAUGCUUUCCCAGGGGAGCUGCUGAGUCAGCCCAGACCGGAAGGAGUGGCAGAGAUCAUUUGCCCCAAGAACGGCAGUGAGCGAGUGAACGUUGCCUUGGUUUACCCACCUACACCGACUGUGAUCAGCCCCUGUUCCAAGAAGAACGUUGGUGAAAAGCACAGAAACCAGUGACCUUCAUGGCUGUGGAAUUUCCGUGGAGACGAGCGCGUCGGAGCUCACCUGGACCACCUUUCGUACCUGGUAACCCUCCACCGCCCAGGUGUGCCCGUGAGCUUGAGUGCGGAGUGCUCGGGGUGCUUUCGGAGGAGGGAGCACGCCUGGCCUGCGGGUGGGUGGGCAGGAGCGGGCGGGCGAUGGGAGAGGGAGGGAGCAAAUGUUUUACAACCUGAACCUCAGAACUGUGAUCCUCCAAGGAGAGCGCUACUUGAAGAAAAGAGAAAAAAAAAAGUCGAAUGGCUUCUCAGGGAUUUUGUUUUCUGUGCACAUACAAGCCAUACGUAGUUCCAGCGCAGGUGGCAGUAUCCAGAGCACUCAGAUUUCAGUUCUGUUAAAUGUGAACGAGGGAUCGACUGACCAUUCAUUGCUGUUCCGUAACUAGUGUAAAAUAUGUAUAUGUUUAUCUUUAUUUUUAUAAUAUGCAAAUACAUUUAAAUUUAUACAGUUCGAAGCUUCUAGCGUUAGUUAACACUGGGUGCAAUAUUCGCAUGAGAACUGUGCCAAGAUGGGGCUGAUUUCUUAUUUUAGCAUAAGACCUUUUUGUUCGUUCUUUAUUCUUUAAUCCUUUUCAGAUUAAAAAAAAAAAAAGAUAUCUCUCUGCCCGCGGGUUAAGUGUUGGUUCGUAGAGGUUGCCAAGAAUCUGCAAGCAUCUUCAAGGUGCACUUCAGGCACUGUCUCUCCUUUUAACUGAAGGUCCCUGCCUGUGAGCCGUUGGGCAGGGUGGCGGGAUUGUUGCUUUUCUCUGCCAACUGUCACUGGCGCUGAGCAGAGUGCUCCUGGCUCUGGGCUCUCGCGCCGACCGUGUGUUGUCGCUGGUGAUGCACCUGUGGAGGUGUGGGGUUAGGAUUCCUCAGCAGAGGACCAGGGGUCAGUGAGUCGGUGGAAAACCCGAGUCCUUCUAUAGCUUAAGAUAAUCAGGAGUCCGUUCUAAAACACGCAGAGAACUCUGGUAAUGAGUGGGGUUUUUUUUCUAGAACAGAGUCUGUGAAAUUUAGCAGAGCACUUGGAAAGCCCUCAGCACCUGGCUGUGAGACCCUCAGACAGUCAGUGGCCAACUGGAGAGUCUCUGAUUGGUCAGGCUGCCGCCAAGAACUAGCAUAAAUCUUGUUUUAAAAUCUCCACGAAGCAAAAUUUUAAAAGCAAAGCAAACAAAUUGCUUUCUCUUGGAAUCCUAAUUAGGGCCAAGCAGCAUCUGCUGCAGUAGUAACACAUCCUAGUCUGAAGAACGUGCAGGACUGUUUACAUCUGCCUCCUGCGUGCUGAUCGAAAACGUGUAAGACUGUUCUCGCCAGUGUAAGGCAGGAAAAGCGAGUCAGCCGGCAGUAUUCUCUUAUGAAGUAUUAACUCUUGGGAAUGCCACAGUCCACAAAGUCUCCCCAGGCAAGCUGCUGCAUUGCAAAAAAAUCACAAAUCGAUUUUUGCAGGAUAUUUUGUGCCCCAGGAGUUAACUCCAGAACCUCCAGUUUCACAAGGAUGAUUUCUUAUGACCAGAAAAUCAGGUGGAAUCAGACUAUUUCUCUAUUUUUAAAUACUUGAAUAUGAACCCUCAGAUUUGAAAUUUCCCUAUCUCUGGAACACAGUCACAAAAUUAAUCUGGUUGAUCCUUUUUGUCACAGUUCUCGUGUGUGUGCAUGGGCGUGUGUGCGCGUGUGUGCGCCAACUGAAUGCUGAUGUUUAAUUGCUUUAUGGACCAUUGAAUCAUUGGGCAUAAAAGUUUUUUAAUUGGCACGAGAGUUCCUAAACUGUCAAAUUAACUGAUUUUUGACCCAUCUUUUGAAAAGACUCUUAAGUGUGUGACUUUGAGCUAAUUCUCCAGGGGACCAUAUUAAAUGGGGGGGGAAAAUGUCCCUUUGGGUGACAUACCCUGCGAAGUUUGUGCUGUUAUUAUGAACACAGAUGCCCAUGUUCUUAAUAUCUGCUAUUUUUUGACAAAUGAUGUUUUGUGCUGUCAUCUGAACCCUAGAGAAGCAGAGUAAGAAGAAGUCUUGGGGUCACAUGUGUUUAAGUAAAAGGGUCAUCGCAGUAGAGGGUCAUGUGACCGAAAGCAGCUCCAGAAAAGCUUGAGGCCUUGCCUCGGGGUGGGGGAGGGUUGAAGACACAGAAAACACUCUGCUCUGCGGGAAUUGGAAUUUUCGCUGUCCGCGCGGGAAAGUCCGCUUCCUCCUUCAGCACCUGGGAAGACUCAGCCGGCCGAGGCCAGGCAGUUCCCUCAGCACAGGGCAGCCCCCCGCCAAGCCGUCCCUGGCCUCCCCAGAAGCCGCCCUCCAAGUUUGUCAUGGUUUCUAUUUCUGCAACUUGCGGUAUCAGAACUACUUCCUGGGAUUGUGAAGUGCCGCCAGGAUAAAUGUUCUCCCCCUUCCAAGGCAAAAUAACAGCGCUCACAUCUGACACGCGUGCGGUGGACUCUUCUGACUGAACAAAAUGGAAAGGGCUUGGGGUCAUUGCUGAUGGGGGGCGUGAUUUUUUCAUGACACAGUUUGUGAAUUGUAAUUGCGGCUUCCUAUUUAUAAUUGUUGUAACCAGGCAGAAAUUUAAAAAAAAAUUCAAAAAGUUCAAUAAAAAUACAAAUGUUUAAGCAA
Messenger RNA from Miniopterus natalensis, 5732 nucleotides. The record is from RefSeq and is a predicted model, not a curated record. Lineage: Eukaryota; Metazoa; Chordata; Mammalia; Chiroptera; Miniopteridae.